Messenger RNA from Physeter macrocephalus (sperm whale), 2697 nucleotides. It is a transcript of the gene CLIP4, whose product is annotated as CAP-Gly domain containing linker protein family member 4. Gene Ontology annotation, cellular component: microtubule plus-end; cell cortex; nucleus. Gene Ontology annotation, molecular function: microtubule plus-end binding. The coding region runs from base 247 to 2361 and encodes 704 amino acids. The transcript has 16 exons. NCBI's taxonomy places the organism in Eukaryota, Metazoa, Chordata, Mammalia, Artiodactyla, Physeteridae. Gene Ontology annotation, biological process: cytoplasmic microtubule organization. The record is from RefSeq and is a predicted model, not a curated record.
GAUGAGAUGCUGCCAGGUGUGUGGGACGGGCUGGACCCCACGGCGGAACUGAGUUCCGGCCGCCGCUCCGCAGCUCCAGACUUGACCGCCCCGACGCCCUUGGGAGAGCCUCUCGCGCGCAGCGAUGGGCAGCGUGCUGUACCCAGCCCUUCGUGGUUUUCCUGAAAGGGGCCUCUUCACAUCUCUCAUGCCUCCCCUUGCUUAUUAAGCUGUUUGAGAAACCUUUUGCUGGUGGCUUUCUAGAAGAUGACCAUAGAGGACCUUCCGGAUUUUCCAUUAGAAGGAAGUUCGUUGAUUGGAAGAUACCCAUUUUUAUUUCAAGGUUCUGAUACACCAGUUAUCUUUUCCAUUUCUGCAGCACCAAUGCCUUCAGACUGUGAGUUUUCUUUCUUUGAUCCUAAUGAUACAUCAUGCCAGGAAAUUCUCUUCGAUCCCAAAACUUCUGUAUCAGAAUUAUUUGCCAUUUUAAGACAGUGGGUUCCUCAGGUCCAGCAAAAUAUUGAUGUUAUUGGAAAUGAGAUUCUUAAGAGAGGUUGCAACGUGAAUGACAGAGAUGGAUUGACAGAUAUGACUCUUUUACAUUAUACCUGCAAAUCUGGAGCUCAUGGUAUCGGUGAUGUUGAUACAGCUGUAAAAUUUGCAACUCAACUUAUUGAUCUGGGAGCAGAUGUUAGUUUGCGGAGUCGCUGGACAAAUAUGAAUGCUUUGCAUUAUGCUGCUUAUUUUGAUGUCCCUGAACUUAUAAGAGUGAUUUUGAAGACAUCUAAACCAAAAGAUGUGGAUGCCACUUGCAGUGACUUUAAUUUUGGAACAGCUCUGCAUAUUGCUGCAUAUAACUUGUGUGCACGUACUGUGAAAUGCUUAUUGGAGCAUGGAGCAAAUCCUGCAUUUAGGAAUGACAAAGGACAGAUCCCCGCUGAUGUUGUCCCAGACCCGGUCGAAAUGCCCUUAGAAAUGGCCGAUGCCGCAGCAACUGCUAAAGAAAUCAAGCAGAUGCUGCUCGAUGCGGUGCCUCUGUCAUGUGAUCUUUCAAAGCCCUUGCUUCCAAGUUACGAUCGUGUUACUAGCAAGGUGAUGCUGACGUCACUUGGCCUGAAGCUGGGGGAUCGUGUCGUUAUUGCAAGACAGAAGGUUGGAACAUUAAGAUUUUGUGGAACAACUGAAUUUGCAAGUGGGCAGUGGGCUGGCAUUGAGUUGGAUGAACCAGAAGGAAAAAACAAUGGAAGUGUUGGGAAAGUCCAGUACUUUAAAUGUGCCCCCAAAUAUGGUAUUUUUGCACCCCUUUCAAAGAUAAGUAAAGCAAAAGAUCAAAGGAAGAAUACAGCACACACUCCUUCUACAAAAGCUGUACCUCUCGUCAGGUCCCAGAAAAUUGAUGUAGCUCAUGUAACGUCAAAAGUAAAUACUGGAUUAAUGACAUCAAAAAAAGAUAGUGCUUCAGAAUCAACACUUUCAUUGCCUCCUGGUGAAGAAUUGAAAACUGGAGCAGAGAAAGAUGUUACCCUGCUUGCAUCCGUCAGCAGCUCCUCCUCUACAUCUUCUCUGGAGCACCAACAGAGUCACUCCAAGAAACUGAAUGCAAGUGGCAAUAACAAGAAGACAAUGAGCAAAAGCCCUUCUGUCUCAUCUAGAGCCAGUGCCGGUUUGAAUUCCUCAGCAACAUCUGUAGCAAAUAAUGCACGCUGUGAAGGAGAACUCCGCCUUGGAGAUAGGGUGUUGGUGGUAGGCCAGAGAAUUGGUACCAUUAAGUUCUUUGGGACAACAAACUUUGCUCCAGGAUAUUGGUACGGGAUAGAGCUUGAUAAACCCCAUGGCAAGAAUGAUGGUUCAGUUGGAGGUGUGCAGUAUUUUAGUUGUUCCCCAAGAUAUGGAAUAUUUGCUCCCCCAUCCAGGGUACAAAGAGUAACAGAUUCCCUGGAUACUCUUUCAGAAAUUUCUUCAAAUAAACAAAAUCAUUCUUAUCCUGGUUUUAGGAGAAGUUUCAGUACAACUUCUGCUUCUUCCCAGAAAGAGAUUACCAGAAGAAAUGCUUUUGCCAAGUCAAAGCCCGCUCUGCGCCGCAGCUGGAGCAGCAGCACCACGGCCGGCGGCCUGGAGGGGAGCGUGAGGCUGCACGAGGGCUCCCAGGUCCUCCUCACCAGCUCCAAUGAGAUGGGCACCGUUAGGUACCUGGGCCCCACUGACUUUGCCUCAGGGAUCUGGCUUGGACUGGAGCUUCGAAGCGCCAAGGGAAAGAAUGAUGGGGCAGUGGGAGACAAACGCUACUUCACCUGCAGGCCGAACCAUGGGGUCCUGGUGAGGCCCAGCAGAGUGACCUACCGGGGAAUAAACGGGUCCAAGCUCGUGGAUGAGAAUUGCUGAGUUAAACUUCUGCAGUAUUAGAUGAGCUCAUACACACACACACACACACACACACACACACACACACACACGCAUAAUGUAAAAUAAAGAGUCCAAGGCAAAUGGUUUACUUUAUUUAGCUUUUAGCCGUUAUUUAAAAUUUGAAAAUAGAGCUAUCUUCAUGAAAAUCAUUAUAACAAUUCAGAGGGACUCCUUUAAAAAGCUAGAAAUACGAACUGUGGGAAUCAUGGUUCUCUUAAAACAAUCUCAAAAUAAGCCUUUUUUUUUUUUUUUUAAAGAUUUAAAGCUUUAGACCCAAGAGAAUUCUGAGACUUGGGAAAAAAUGUGCCAUUAAGU